AUGAAUGUCAAAGACGAAGAGAAGACGACCGGCAGCUUGCACGGUGCUGAUGGAGUUGGCGCUGAGAAGGUGUUUGUCGACAACGCGAGCACCGUCUCGAACGAACGGUUCGCGACCACCUCGGCGCAGCACAGGACACUAGGUUAGUUCGUGGAACGCCAGAGAAACUGAGCAGUAUCCUUCGUAGCUGGUAACUGACCUUCGCCGCCCUCAACUUCACCCAGAGUCAUAUGUACGUGGGAAUUCGGCCCUUGCACUGGUGGUCGGUCGGGGGUGCCUGCCCUACCCUCCUGUCGUCUCGCUCGCUGCCUCGCCCUCGGAUACCCCGGGCUUGAUACAAAAAAAAAAGCAGCGCUCUUCGAUCGCUCAUCUCAUGGGUCCAAGCGCCCGCGAUCGAACCGCCCGCGAUCGAACCGCCCUUGCGAUCCACAGUACUGACCCGCUUGUCCCAUUCGACAAUCUACCGAUAGCAUGUCAACCUCAUCGCUAUUGGGGGCACAAUCGGAACGGCCAUUUUUGUCUACAUUGGCGCCGGUCUGACCGCGGGAGGACCGUUAAUGUUGCUGCUCGCGUGAGUCCUCUCGCAGCCUAGCACGGGCCUCGCGAACGAUGCCUCUCAUAUCUGCACAUAGACUCGAGAGCGACAACUGAACCUUGAGCUUUCUUCCCCUUCAUAGCUACAUCUACUGGGCCAGCGUCAUCUUCAUGAUCGCCGAACUGCAAAAGGAGAUGGUGUAAGUGCAUCUCCGUCCAAUGCCGUGAAGCCCUGUCGUCGCACGAGCUAAUCUCGAGAGCAUUCUGCUCCCGUUUAGCUGCCUGUGGCCGACCGAUGUCGCCUUUGCCCGAAACGCUUCGCGAUACAUCGAUGAUGCCGCCGGGUUUGCGGCCGGUUACAACUUUGUACGUGGUGGUGGCAACCGCAAGCUCCGAGUCGCAGACGUGAUCGUUUCGGCGAGUAGGGCUCUCCAGACUGACCUCGCGUGUGAUUCUCCGACUUGGACAAUUUGCAGUGGAUCUCUCAAGUCGCUCUUGCCAUCUUUGAAAUCGUCGCCUUUGGAGUCGUCAUUGGGUUCUGGGAGAGUACGCGGCGAAUUAGCGUGAGUCACCCCUGAUCGGCUGAAAAAAACCCUCGUCUACAGGAUGUUGACCCGCAUGGUACGAAUCCCCUAGGCGGCCGUCUUCAUUUCGAUCCUCAUCGUCGCCUACAUCGCUCUCAACAUUUGGAACACGCGCUUCUUCGGAAACGCCGAGUUUGGCUUCGCCAUCGGCAAAGUCUUGUUGAUCACCGGUCUUCUGCUCUUCACCUUCAUCGCCAUGCUCGGCGGUAACCCCCUGCACGAUCGAUUCGGCUUUAGGUACUGGAAAAAUCCUGGUAGGUCAAAUCUCAGACGUGAUCGACCCGAAGAAGUGGGUGCUACCCUCCGGAUCAAUCCGCUAAUCUGGAGAUGACUCAUUGCGCAGGCAUGAUCACGACUCCUUACCCCGACCAUCCCACCGGCGUCGGCAAAUUCGAGGGCUACCUCGCAUGCCUCACGAACGCUGCGUUCACGAUGGCAGGUCCUGACUAGUGAGUGCAUACAUCUCGAGGAGCUUGGAUAUAACCUCGACGGCGCCGAGCGUUGACGACUUCUGGCUCGAUCACUUUAGCCUGUCCAUGGUCGCUGGCGAAGCUCGAAACCCUCGCCGCACGAUGCAUCGCGCCUUCAACUCCACGAUCUACCGUCUCAUCAUCUUCUUCAUUGGUACUGUUCUGGCCGUCGGCGUCCUCUGCCCCUACAACGACUCGGGAUUGAUCUCUGCGCAAAAGGCCAGUGCCCCCGGUGGUGCUCGCUCGCCUUACGUCAUCGCGAUGAACCGCAUGAUGAUCCCCGUCCUCCCCCACAUCGUCAACGGUCUGAUUCUCACCUCGGUCUUCUCGGCUGGUAACGCCUACAUCUUCACCUCGUCGCGAGGACUGGCCCAAAUGGCUCGUGAUGGCCAAGCGCCCAAGUUAUUUGCCCGCAGGAACAGAAACGGUGUCCCCUCGAUCGCGGUCGGUUUUUGCAUGCUCUUGUGCCUGCUCUCGUACUGCCAGGUCUCAACGUCGGCCCAGGUCGUCAUCAAGUACCUCACGAACCUGGUCGCGUCGUCGCAAUUGGUCAACUGGAUCUUGUUGGCUUUCACCUGGAUCCGAUUCAACGCCGCGCACAAGGCGCAGGGAAUCUCGCGCGACUCGCUCCCCGUUCGAUCGCACUUCCUUCCAUUCGGUACGUCACUCAUCAAAGAUCUGGUCAAAAGACCACUGGAGUUCACUACUGAUCAGCUGGUUUUUUGGGUGUGUGUAGGUGCUUGGUACGCCUUCAUCUCGUCGAUUUUCGUCUUGCUCAUGCAAGGUUACUACGUUUUCCUAUCGGGUGCAUGGGACAUCUCGGCCUUCUUGUUCGCCUAGUGAGCUCUAAUUUGGGCACGUGUUAAAGCUAUACAGCAGAUGACUGAUCCCUCUUGCAACAGCAUGAUGCCAAUCCUCUUCAUCGCCCUGUACUUGGGCUGGAAGAUCCUCAAGCGCACUCGCUUCUAUCGAGCCAGCGAGGUCGACAUUCUCUCGUUCAAAUACGAUGCUGAAUUCACCGAGCAUAUCGAGUACGAUCAGGAGCGUUCCAAAGUCGGUCUUUUGGUUCACCGUGCGCUUUCGACCAUGUUCUGA
This is a messenger RNA of Microbotryum saponariae, 2683 nucleotides long. Lineage: Eukaryota; Fungi; Basidiomycota; Microbotryomycetes; Microbotryales; Microbotryaceae. The record is from the annotation of a GenBank genome assembly.